CACACAGACAGAUCCCCUUCACCCUUAUCCCCCUCACAGCUUGGGAACCAAACUAACUGAUCCCACAGCCCGGGCUCGGGCGCAAAGCUAAAACCGGGGCUCCGGGACCGGAGAGCUCGGAGCAUCCAGCCGUGCGACAACACCGCCGGCGUUAGCUGCGGUCGGCACGGGGCCUGCGUAUAGCAGGAGGUUCGCGGCAGCGCCACCAGUGGCCGGAGGCGGGAGGGUCAGAGGAGAGGUAAAUCACAAACACGACAGAGUGCAGAUGCUGGGUUCAGCAAACCACACAAACAAAAUGCUGGCGGAACUCAGCAGGCCGGGCAGAAUCUAUCGAAAUGAGUAAACAGUCAAAGUUUCCAGUUGAACCCUCCUUCACGACUGAGAAGCAAGGGGGUAAAUAUCUGAAAAAAAACGGGGCAGGUGAGGUAACAUUGUUCGGGUGUUGAGUUUACCAGGAGACAAAGACUGCAGGGACGAGAGGUUUUAAGUUGAUAAUACACUGUGUGUGGACCCCGCUGGCAAUACUGGUGUUGUGACACGAAUCUAGACAAACAACACUCUGCUUACUUCAGCAACAACACGGCACAGCCGGACACAUAACAGGGGACUUUACAUCACACAACACUGGAUUCAGUGAUGAAACCCGUGAUUAAUGUUGUUGUCCCACCGAAAUCAUAAGAAACGUCCAUUGAGGUGUUUUUAAAUACGAGUGUUCUCCCACAGGUGGCGUCACAUAUGGGCUCCCCACACCAGUAUCUGCCCUCACGUGCGCGGUAUCGUACGUCAUGUGCUCGAGCUUAAUCGCUUUAAAGGCUGAGCUACUAAUCACGUGACCACACCCUUCCCCACCGCCUACAACAGAGGAUUCAGGAGCUGCGCUAUUCGCAUUGGUGCGAAACGAUGUUAAUCACUGGUUACACCCAAUAGCGGAGGCGGACCAGCCGAGAGGGUGUUACCCCCGCUGAAUCUGUCACCGCGGCCGCCUGCUCUCCCCGUCAAUGCGGAAGAAAUCUCAAAGUAAAUAUCCGAUUUAUUUCCAUUUCCCUCCGCGGGAAGUCGGGGGCAUUUGUGAAGCAUCUCCCGCGGCCGGAGUCUGUUGUAUCGCUGAGAGGUAGGAGGAGACAACUCGGCCCGUUGGUUUGAUGCCGGUUCCCUGCAGUGGGAGUGGGGAUUUUAUUGAAAGGAUAAAGAUAGUGUGAGAGGGGGCGGACAGGAUGUUUGUCCCCGUGGGGACAGGAGGGGCUCAUUUCUGGAAAUGUCUGAGCCCACGGUGGUGGGGAGGAGAGGAAUUCACCACAUUAGGGUGCCAACACCGGCAGACUGUUGACCUGCAAGCGGGGCCAACGGUCCGGGCAAAGUGACAAUUGUUUGGGCUUUGUUGAGACUGUACUUGGAAUAUGGUGUAAAAUCCCGCUCCCCGUACUAACACAGGUUAUAUAGAACAAACUGCCGGAGGAACUCAGUGGGUCGGGCAGCAUCUGUGGAGGGAAAUGGACCGUCAACAUUUCGGGCUGGGGCCCUCACUCUGGACUGAGAGUGGACGGGAAAUAGUCAGAGAAAAGAGGUGAGGUGUGGGGAUGGGGCAAGAACUGGGGAGUGAGAGAUCGAUCCAGGUGAGGUGGGAAGGGGGAAGACUGGGAGCUGAACACAUUGAAAUACACAGCAUCAUUACCGGUUGAACCAGGGAUCCCAGUCUCUGAAAAAGUGGAUGGACUGUCCGGAACUGAGAUGAGGGGAAAUGUCUGCACUCCGAGGGUGGUCAAUGUCUGUAAAUUCCCACCACAGAGGGCAGUGAAGACUCGGUGAUCGUUCUCACAUAGAACAAAGGCUGGCAGAUGUGUGGAGAUUGAAGAGGUUGAGGAAAUAAGGAUCGGGAACAUGUGGCUGAGAUGGGAGAGCAGUCGCCAUCUUGCUGAAGUUCUCUGCAGUUCCUUGCAGUCAUGGGCAGAGCAGUAGCCACACAAAGGCGAGAAGUAUCGACAAGAAGCUCAGAGACUUCAGCCUUCACACUGCCUUGUGUAGCUGGAUCCUGGACAUCCUGUCAGAUCGCCGGCAGGUGUUAGACCUGCGGUGAGAGAUUUAUUAGAAGAAAACCCCCAAAAGGAAGCAAACCACAACUGAAGAUGACGGAACACGAAUAAGUGAACCAGCCCGAGGAUUGAGAGCAUCAGCUGGAGAGAACCCAUCUGACUCGGAGAUUCCAGUGAUUCAGUCAGGAGAAUGUUUGGGUAAAAACGACAAGGAAGUUGACUCUGGGAAUCUCGAACACAACAUGCCAGUUUUGCUGUCUCUAUCCUGAUAUUUGAGAAGAGGAGCAAGGGAUUCACUCGAUCAUCCUUCCUGCUCAGACUCUGGGGAGGGAUUCAAUCGCUCACCUGACCCACUGGCACGCCGUUUAUUUUACAGAGGGGAAAGGCCAUUCACCUGCUCAAACAGUUGGAAUGGAUUUACUCGGUCAUCUCAACUGAAAGUACAUCAGCAAGUUUGCACUGGGACAAGGCCAUUGACCUAUUCUGUGUGUGAGAAGGGAUUCAGCCGGUCUUCCCACCUGUGAACACACCAGUCAGUUCACACUGGGCAGAGGCUGGUCAUCUGCUAAAUUUGUGGGGAAGGAUUCACUUGAUCAUCUGACAUAAUGGCUCACCAGCGAGUUCACACCGGGGAGCGGCCGUUCACCUGCUCGGACUGUGGGAAGGGAUUUACUUGCUCAUCUAAACUGAAGGUACAUCAGCGAGUUCACACUGGGGAGAGGCCGUUCACCUGCUCAGACUGUGGGAAGGGAUUCACUCAGUUAGGUAACCUACAAGCACACCGGUCAGUUCACACUGGAAAAAGGCCGUUCAGCUGCUCAGUUUCUAGGAAGGGAUUCACUCAAUCAUCUGAGCUGAAGGUACAUCAGCGAGUUCACACUGGGGAGAGGCCGUUCAUCUGCUCAGACUGCGGGAAGGGAUUCACACAGUCAUCCCACCUAUUAGCGCACCAGUCAGUUCACACUGGGGAGUGGCUGUUCACCUGCUCAGACUGUGGGAAGGGAUUCACUUGCUCAUCUCAUCUGAAGGUACAUCAGCGAGUUCACACUGGGGAGAGACCGUUCGCCUGCUCACACUGUGGGAAGGGAUUCACUUUGUCAUCUCAGUUACUGAGACACCAGUCAGUUCACACUGGUGAGAGGCCAUUCACCUGCUCAAUCUGUGGGAAAGGAUUCACUCAAUCAUCUGAUCUACAGAUACACCAGCGGGUUCACACUGGGGAGAGGCCGUUCAUCUGCUCGGUCUGUGGGAAGGGAUUCACUUGCUCAUCUCAUCUGAAGGUACAUCAGCGGAUUCACACUGGAGAGAGGCCGUUCACCUGCUCAGACUGUGGGAAGGGAUUCACUCAGUCAUCUUACCUAAUGUCUCACAAACGAGUUCACACUGGGGCGAGGCCAGUCACCUGCUCAGACUGUGGGAAGGGAUUCACUUGCUCAUCUGAACUGAAGGUACAUAAGCAAGUUCACACCGCGGAGAGGACAUUCACCUGCUCAGUGUGUGGGAAGGGAUUCACUCAGUCAUCCCAACUGAAGGUACAUCAGCGAGUUCACACUGGGGAGAGGCCAUUCACCUGCUCAGACUGUGGGAACGGAUUCACACAGUUAGGUAACCUACAAGCACACCAGUCAGUUCACACUGGGGUGAGGCCAUUCACCUGCUCAGACUGUGGGAAGGGAUUCACUCAUUCAUCCACCCUACUGAGACACCAGUCAGUUCACACUGGGGAGAGGCCAUUCACCUGCUCAGUCUGUGAGAAGGGAUUCACUCAGUCAUCCACCCUACUGAGACACCAGUCAGUUCACACUGGGGAGAGGCCAUUCACCUGCUCAGUUUGUGGGAAAGGAUAUACUCGAUCAUCUAAACUGAAGGUACAUCAGCGAGUUCACACUGGGGAGCGGCCAUUCACCUGCUCAGACUGUGGGAAGGGAUUCACUCAUUCAUCCCAUCUACAAGCACACCGGUCUGUUCACAUGGGGAUUGGCUGUUUACCUGCUCAAACUGUAUGAAGGGAUUCACUUGCUCAUCUAAACUGAAGGUACAUCAACGAGGUCACACUGGGUGAGACCGUUCACUUGCUGGGUGUGUGAGAAGCGAUUCAGUCGGUCAUCCAACUUACAGAGACGGCAGCGACUUCACAUGGGGAAGAGGCCAUUCAGCUGCUCAUACUGUGGGAAGCGAUUAACUCAGUCACGAAACCUUUUGUAACUCUCGCUAAGGCUAGCAGCUUAAUAAUGGGGGUGGUUUCCCUUCCCCCACCCCCAGCCUAGCCAAACUUAAAAAAAUCUCAACUAAUCUUGUGUAACUCUCACUUCGGCUAGCAGCUUAAUGUAGGGGGUGAUAGCCCCACAGGCCAGCCAAACUUAAGAGAUCUCAUUUGGGUGGAUGCUGCGUGAUAUGUCCCCUGUUACAAAUCAGUACCCCGAAACAACAAACAGUACACAAUAUGUGAUUAAACGGUUGAGCUUUUAAAUCUUACUUUGACCAUAGGGUUAGUAAAGGAAACAAAAAAAAAGAAAAAGGGCCCACUAUCUGUAUUCGCUUCUUCUCAUCUCCCUGGCAAAAGUUCACAUUACCUCAGCAGUGAAACGUUAGAGAGAGACCAUUACAUUAGCAGUGAAACUUUACAGUAUGUUACACUUAUGGCACACUACAGUGUUCACACUGGGGAGAAAGUGUCAAAAAGCUGCAUGGUGGAUAUUUGUCCAUCACCGUUGCUGAAUGUAAUUUUGAGAGUGACGGUCAGUGCUGAACUCAACAAUUAUUGCUGUUGCUCACCAUACCUAGUUCUGCACCCUGGUCACUGGGCAUGGGAGGAGUUUCUUCUGUUGCAUAUUCACCUUUAAUGGGACUGGAGUUUAAUAUUCUGGAUCUGAGACAAUUAAAUCAGUUUAUUUUAAACUCUCUCUGAUACUUGGUGAAUUUAUAACACACCUAUUGUAUAGUAGACAGUCAACUCAGGCUGGCUGGACCCUGCCAGUGAUUCUGUUCCACGACAGUCCUUUUAAAUCCUCCCCUGUUGUUCAACUCUCACUCUCCCUGUGGUGAUGGGUUCCAAACAGUCACCACUCUGUGGGUGAAGAGGUUUCCCUUGAAUUUUCUGCAGACUGAAGAUGUUGAGCUGACUGCAGUUCUGUCUGAGAUGUUCUUCACCCCUCUAAUCUCUGGGCUGAGGAAGAAUGACAUUGGUAGUUAACCUCGUUAUUCACAGCUCAUUUCCACAUUUUGGGUCAUUUCUCCUGUUGCUGAAGGGUUGUUAGAAAACACCACUGUCCUCUAAACACAGAAAGCAGAAUGGGAAACCAUUAGUUGGAUGUUCAAUGGAGCAGAGUUAGAAACCAGAGGCGGGUCUGCACAGGGCAGAGAUUGGGGCUCUGGACAAUGGUCAGGGUAAGAACGUAUGAUGAGGAGAAGGGAAUCAGCAGAGAGGCGUGGCAACAAAUGACAGAGUAGCAACAUUUGGAAACUGAUUGACAGAGAAAAUAAUUCAGUUUGACAGAUGACACAAACAAAGCCCGUUGUGAGUUGCCCCAUUAGUCGAUACAUGUGUGUGUUGAGAAUGGUAUUAUCUAUUGAGGGAUUUGUUCCUGCUUGUUAAUCCUGUAAUAUUAUAUCCGGAUGGUUAUUAUGGAUUGUCCUAUCUGAAAUAAUGUCUUGAUCAUCAUAUAAUUUGUAAGAUUUUGACUCUGAAAGUGGAUACGGCUUGAAUUCAUGGUGCCUUUAUGAAGUGAUGGAGGGCAUUUAUGAGUUUGUAAUUUUAAGCAAGAUUUUGGUGAAUGAAAUUUGCCACUUGAUUGUACCUUUGUAAGUAAUCAGAUUGAGUUCAACUGCAGCAGGAUCAUGGAAUGUGUUGGAUUGUGUCUGGUUUCU
Hypanus sabinus (Atlantic stingray) is the source of this 5897-nucleotide messenger RNA. RefSeq names its product zinc finger protein 229-like. The record is from RefSeq and is a predicted model, not a curated record. Bases 2636 to 4036 code for a protein of 466 amino acids. NCBI's taxonomy places the organism in Eukaryota, Metazoa, Chordata, Chondrichthyes, Myliobatiformes, Dasyatidae. The transcript has 4 exons.